Thamnophis sirtalis is the source of this 5233-nucleotide messenger RNA. RefSeq names its product SRY-box transcription factor 13 (gene SOX13). Gene Ontology annotation, molecular function: RNA polymerase II cis-regulatory region sequence-specific DNA binding; DNA-binding transcription factor activity, RNA polymerase II-specific. Lineage: Eukaryota; Metazoa; Chordata; Lepidosauria; Squamata; Natricidae. Gene Ontology annotation, cellular component: nucleus. Gene Ontology annotation, biological process: regulation of transcription by RNA polymerase II; cell fate commitment. The record is from RefSeq and is a predicted model, not a curated record.
GUGAGGGGUAUUUGAGGUGAUUAGUGCAUCGCAUCUUGGAAGAUAUCCCAGAUCAUCACCACAGUCCUUAAAAAACACCCCUCUGUGCCAUGGAAUGAAGCAGCAGAAAAAAGUUGUGGGAUCAACAUGGAAGCCAUAUAGCAAUUCCUUGUAUUAUUUGGCUGUUUGGAUUUGGAUGUGCUGUCUAAAUCUUCUGGAUACCCACCAAUUAAAACAACAACAACAACAACAAAUCCUCUGGUUGGAAGUGUUUUCCAUCAAGAAAAUCCAGCAUGCUUGUAUCCUCCUAGCCGUGUCUCCUGAACACAAGGAUGUCCAUGAGGAGCCUUGUCUCUCCUCAGCUGGAGCUUAAUGGAGCUGGGAAUAUGGUGAACUGCACCAUUAAAACAGAAGAAAAGAAGGAGAGCCAUUACAAGUUGACUCAGGGGGAGGCUCCUUGCACAUCACCUGGCUCCAACAGCCCCAGUAAAUCACCCUUGCCACUGGGUGACUUCGUUGAUCCCCUAAUUCUCCCACAGGAAUCUGUACCUCCAGUGGACAAAGCAUUAGAUUCCAGGAACGCUGUGCUCGAGCCUGCAGUUAGCCACCAGGAAAAAUUGGAUUUCAAUAAAAAUCUAAAAGAAGUGAUGCCGACCAUUGAGAAGUUACUAUCCAGUGAAUGGAAAGAGAGACUUCUGGGGAAAAAUCCUAUGGAAUCCAAAGAGGUAAAAGGAACCCAAGAAAGCUUGGCAGAGAAAGAAUUACAGCUGCUGGUCAUGAUUAACCAGCUGUCCAUCCUGAGGGACCAGCUGCUGACAGCCCAUUCAGAACAGAAAAACAUGGCCGCUAUGUUGUUUGAAAAGCAGCAACAACAGAUGGAGCUGGCCAGGCAACAGCAAGAACAGAUUGCCAAGCAACAACAACAACUUAUCCAGCAGCAACACAAGAUCAACUUGCUGCAGCAGCAGAUCCAGCAGGUCAACAUGCCCUAUGUCAUGAUUCCAGCCUUUCCUCCCAACCACCACCCUCUUCCUGUCACUUCAGAUUCUCAGAUGGCACUUCCUAUCCAGCCAAUUCCAUGCAAGCCAGUGGAAUAUCCAAUGCAGCUGCUUCAUAGCCCCCCUCCUUCAGCACUGAAGAGACCUGCAAGCUCAGGCCACUUACAGAUCCAGGAAUCUUCACAGCCACUGAAUUUAACAGCAAAGUCUAAAGGCUCUGAACCCCCCAAUGCCUCCAGCACACCUGGUUUAAAGAUUAGUAGCAGUCAGUCCCUCAGUGGUGUUUCUCGAGAGUUGCAGACCAGCCCUCCCAGCCUUCCUUUGGGCUUCCUUGGAGAGGGAGAUGCUAUAACUAAAGCAAUACAAGAUGCUCAGCAACUUCUGCACAACCAAAGCAGAGCUAUAGAUGGUUCUCCAAAUCAUCCAUACAUUAAGGAUCAUAGCAAUUUGGAUUCUUCACCUGGAAAAGAACAGAUGGACGAGUCGUCUCUUCACAGACUGGAUGAGUCUCUACUAACAUGUGAAGGAGAUGGUUCACGACAUUUCCCUGAAUCCAGGAACAACAACCACAUAAAGCGCCCCAUGAAUGCUUUUAUGGUAUGGGCCAAGGAUGAAAGACGUAAAAUUUUGCAAGCUUUCCCAGACAUGCACAAUUCAAGCAUCAGUAAGAUUCUAGGAUCCCGAUGGAAAUCCAUGUCCAAUCAGGAGAAGCAGCCCUAUUAUGAAGAGCAAGCACGGCUGAGUCGCCAGCAUCUAGAGAAGUAUCCCAAUUACAAGUACAAGCCCCGCCCCAAACGCACCUGCAUUGUGGAAGGGAAGCGGCUUCGUGUUGGCGAGUACAAGGCACUGAUGAGGAAUCGGCGCCAGGACGCCAGGCAGGGCUACCUGAUUGCGCCCCAAAGCAGCCAGAUGCCACCUUCCUCUUCGGAUCUCAUGUACCAGCGAUCAGUUGGGAUUCAGCUGGCUCCACCACUGAUGGAUCACUACUUGUCCCAUGGCAUGGAACCAAACAUGCCAGUCAUAGUGAACACAUGUAGUCUGAAGCCAGAGGAGGGGGAUGGGACAGAGGACAGUCAUUCAAUGCCUGAUGGGGAGAUGUACCACUACAGUGAAGAUGAGGAUUCUGAGGGCGAGGAGAAGAGUGAUGGCGAGCUAGUGGUUCUCACGGACUAAUGUCACAAGGAGCAAGUAUGGAAAAUAUGGACAAACCUUUGUCCUCUUUCUAAUCUGGAACAAUUAAUGGCAUUGGAAGAAACAAGGAGGGAGCUUGUUAAAGUGGAAACAGACAUGGAGCAGAGGAACAAUUCUUUAUGCCACCAUCUGUGAUAUUGGUAGAGUUUAUUUCCCAUCCAUUUAUCUUCUGUGGAAAGGGAGGAAUUUUGUCUUUGACCUGCUGAAUUUACCCCAAGGAAAUUGAAUAUUAAUUGACUAUGACUCUUGUAACAAAUUUGGUAUUUUUUUCUACUAAGGUCAGAACUCCUGCUAUCCCAAAUCUUCACUGAAGUUCAGGGAACAAAGUAUUUUGGAGUCACUAAGGGAUAAACAAUGAGAUAGAAAUACUGAGCAGCAGAUUUCAGAAUCUAUAAUCUUUGAACCCAUCUUCCUAGCAGCUCAGUAUUAAGUGUUAUGUUCUCAGAAACGAAAGUUUGACUAGAAAAAGCUUCUUCCUUCCAGUCACAACUGUGUGUAUCUUUUCUGUAGUGUUCAGUUGUGUUGGAGUUAGGGGCAAAUGGUCUGUGGCUGAGUAGCAAUUAUGUCUCUUGUUCAUUUCCUCUACGGCUUUUUCUCCUUUCCCCAUAAAGCUGAUGUAAAAGCUUACUUUACCAACAGCCAAAUAGAGACCUCACCUGUUUACAACUUGGCCAAGUUGCAUCAGCUUUUAUUAGCCAUCCAAUCACUAGCAUUCAACCAACAUUUGGGGAGCAUUUUCACUUUCCUGAAAUGAAACAUCUGGGUGGAACACUUAUUUCCCCUUCAUUCCGGAUUUCAACUAGUUCUGCCUUUUCCCCCCACUCCAACUUCACUUUGUCCUGUGUUUGUUUUGUUCAAUUCCCACCGGCCCUGCCAAUAAAUUCCCAUGGAGCCAUUUUUAGCUCUGGACUUGAAUGAAUAGCAACCGAGGUCUCGAAGGGCCCUCUUUACCCUUGGCAACCUUGGCCCAACUUAUAAAUUAAGCCAUGGCCUGUUUCCCUCCUACCCUCGUUUGCUUGCCAACGCUCAGUACACACAGGAGAACACCCUGCAACAAUAGAACGCUGACUUGAUGUUUAAGGGAUAAAAUGUGAAGUUUCUGAGGCAAUCUUUCCAAAAUUGUUUUCCUAUGUAGGUAACAGUUCUUUCAUGCCCACCCACUAGAGCACUAAAGGUGCAUAAUGGGAAUUAUAAUCCAACAUACAGACACCAUGUGAAGGGCACCUUAGAAAAACUAUUCUGAACCAUCUUCUGUGAAGGAAAUAAAAAUUCUUUUAUUGAAUUAAUCUAAUGAUGCUGUAAUACAGGGUAGGAACCCUGUGUCCUUCUAGUUCUGAGUUACAGUUUAUUAGGAAGAAGAUGUUAUAAUUCAGCAAUUUUCAAGGGGUUUGUCCACUUUCAUCAUUCUGGUUUAUUGAGCCUCUGGUAGGCUUCAGUAUAUUUGUAAAUUCAUGUUUUCCAUACAUUGAACUCAACACUCAUAGUUUUCAGUAUAAGUACUUGUUUGCUUAUCAUGCUCAAAUCAUCCAGGUUGAGUGUAUAAUGUGUUCGAGUGGCUUCUUUCAUCUCCUCCUUACUCUUUAUCCUUUAGUGGCAUUAGUGAAAGCAGCAGUCUUGCCCUGGUUUAAAUUAGCUAAGCGUUCUUAGUUAAUGGUUAACCUGUGGAUAGCUUCAGUACAUGGAAAGAACAGUGAUGAGAGAGGCAUAUAGGAUGUACAGAGUCAUGAUAUACACAUGCACAGUUAUGUUUCUGAUGUAUGAAUUAUAUACAUUUGCAGACACUUUUUUACAUAUUUUGCCCCUAGAUAGUCCUUUAAAUAUUUUUGUACGCUUUCAUUGGAUUUAAAUCUCAGCAUGGGAAUCUUUUAUUUUCUGCUAUGAAAUUGUAACAUCACUGAGAAACUAAAUUGGGUGUUCUUAAAGUAAACAUGUCAUUCUUCAUUUUUUGACAAGGUCUCCUUUUUGUGUUAGGGUGACCAAGUUAUUAAUAUAACCACUGAUCUCCACAAUUUGAGACCAGAUAUGAGAUCAUGGAAGAAAUUUAGCAUUGCCCACAUGAUUGUAUCAUGCCCACUGCAGAAUGAACCCCAUAACAAUAUGUGCGCUUGCAGAGAUGGCAAACUACAAGCCUGUUUAUCAUUUCUGGCAGAAAAGUAAGGAUUGAUAAUAUCAUACACAGUUUGGAGUCACCCUUAGUCUAAUAUUACAAAAAGCCCACUAGCAUCUCUUUUGUACUCUAGUACAAAUAGAUAUGGCAAAAGAUCACUAUUUUUUGUAAUAUUGAUAACUGGGAAGUGAUUAAGAAUGAGAUACAUUCCUUAUAUUUUACAGAGGAUUUAUGCAUCCAUUUCAUUCCUUACAGACCCCUGAAUAUUGGUUUUUUAUCUCACCAUCUUUAGGAGUGUGGUCCUUCACAUGUCUGCUAAAAUGUAAUGCAAAUCUGAAGUUGACAGAAGUUUCAUGCUGAGCUUGCAAAGCAUGAUUUUUCUUGCAAUAGAAUAGUUGUCACUUUGAAAUUUGAUCUUAGUCUGUGUAGUGUCAUCACAGAGUUUAGUGUCACUAUAAGACCGUGCACCUGAGGUGUAUCCGGAUAGAAUCUGGAGUUCUAACUUACUUCCCUUUAUUCUAAUUUUGAAAAGAGGAAAAUGCAAUUAUAUCUUCUAGAGAGGAGUGGAUCACUUAGUUCCUGUUCCACCUUUUAAAAAAAAAUCCCUGUGCCCUCUAGAUGUUUUAGAUUACAACACCCAUCACUUUCAACAUCUUAAUGGGCAUUUUGGGCAAGCAUCAUGGAGUUAUAGUCUAGCAACUGGAGAGCAUCAAGAAAGAUGAAUUUCUUUGAUCUAUAGUUUCCCAUUCCUUCAGUUUUUCAUAAUCCUAUCCCUUUCCACUGUGCUCUAGCAACUGGCUGCUGCUUUAUUUUUGUUUUGUUUCAAAAAGUCUGUACAUAUAGAUAGAGCUUUAUUUUGUUAAUAAGACUAGUAACUUAACCUGUAUAUUUCAACACUCUUUGUUUAUAAAGGGUUUUCUUUUUCUUGGUACAAUAAAGAUGUUUUGGAACAGAGAUC